GCCCGUGUUCCGGCUGCACGGUGGAGCCGGCGCGCCUCGCACGCACCUGUGUCGUCCCCCCGGAGCUGCACCGGGGAGGCAGGCGCUCGCCUCCGAGGGAGCAACACGUGUGAAGCCCCCAAUCUGUCAAGGUGACAGUGUCAGGUGGAUCAGCAGCCAUCCCACUGCUCCCUCUGUGGGGGGAUGCCAAGAGUAGGGGUCAUGGAGAGAAAGCAGGAGACCACAAACCAUGCACAUGUCCUCUUUGACCGGUUUGUCCAGGCCACCACCUGCAAGGGAACCCUGAGGGCCUUCCAAGAGCUUUGCGACCACUUAGAACUGAAGCCUAAGGACUACCGCUCCUUCUACCACAAGCUCAAGUCGAAGCUCAACUACUGGAAAGCCAAAGCCCUCUGGGCCAAGCUGGACAAGCGGGGUAGUCACAAAGACUACAAGAAGGGAAGAGCGUGCACUAACACCAAGUGUCUCAUCAUUGGAGCUGGCCCCUGUGGCCUCCGCACAGCCAUCGACUUGUCCUUAUUGGGAGCCAAGGUGGUGGUCAUCGAGAAGCGAGACGCCUUCUCUCGCAACAACGUCUUGCAUCUCUGGCCCUUCACCAUACAUGAUCUGCGAGGUCUGGGUGCCAAGAAGUUCUACGGCAAGUUUUGUGCUGGAGCCAUCGACCACAUCAGUAUCCGCCAACUCCAAUUAAUCCUCUUGAAAGUGGCCUUGAUCCUGGGCAUCGAAAUCCAUGUCAACGUGGAGUUCCAAGGGCUCCUGCAGCCUCCUGAGGACCAGGAGAAUGAACGGAUAGGUUGGCGGGCACUGGUACACCCCAAAACUCAUCCUGUAUCAGAAUACGAAUUUGAAGUGAUCAUCGGUGGGGACGGCCGCAGGAAUACCUUGGAAGGAUUUCGUCGGAAAGAGUUUCGUGGCAAACUGGCCAUUGCCAUUACGGCAAAUUUCAUCAACCGCAAUACCACCGCAGAGGCCAAAGUGGAAGAGAUCAGUGGUGUGGCUUUUAUAUUCAACCAGAAGUUUUUCCAAGAGCUCAGAGAAGCCACAGGCAUUGAUUUGGAGAACAUCGUCUACUACAAAGAUGACACACAUUACUUUGUUAUGACGGCCAAAAAGCAGAGUUUAUUGGACAAAGGGGUGAUACUGCACGACUACGCCGACACCGAACUUCUGCUCUCCCGGGAGAAUGUGGACCAGGAAGCGCUGCUGCAUUAUGCCCGCGAAGCUGCGGACUUCUCCACCCAGCAGCAGCUGCCCUCUCUGGAUUUUGCCAUCAAUCACUAUGGGCAGCCUGAUGUGGCUAUGUUUGACUUUACGUGUAUGUAUGCCUCUGAAAAUGCUGCAUUGGUACGGGAACAGAAUGGACACCAGUUACUUGUGGCUCUGGUUGGGGACAGCCUCUUGGAGCCGUUCUGGCCAAUGGGAACAGGAAUAGCCCGGGGCUUUCUGGCUGCUAUGGACUCUGCGUGGAUGGUCCGGAGCUGGUCACUAGGCACCAGCCCCUUGGAGGUCCUGGCGGAGAGGGAAAGCAUUUACAGGUUGCUGCCCCAGACCACCCCUGAAAAUGUGAGCAAAAACUUCAGCCAGUACAGCAUCGAUCCCGUCACUAGGUAUCCCAAUAUUAACAUCAACUUCCUCCGGCCAAGCCAGGUGCGCCAUUUAUAUGAUUCUGGAGAAACAAGAGAUAUUCAUUUGGAAAUGGAGAACCUAGCAAAUGUCCGAACUACUCCAAAAUUGACUCGCAAUGAAUCUGUAGCUCGUUCAAGCAAACUGCUGGGCUGGUGCCAAAGGCAGACAGAUGGCUAUGCUGGAGUAAAUGUAACAGAUCUCACCAUGUCUUGGAAAAGUGGCCUGGCCCUGUGUGCGAUUAUCCACAGAUACCGCCCCGAUCUGAUAGAUUUUGAUUCUUUGGAUGAACAAAAUGUGGAAAGGAAUAACCAGCUGGCCUUUGACAUCGCCGAGAAGGAGCUGGGCAUCUCCCCCAUCAUGACAGGGAAGGAGAUGGCGUCCGUGGGGGAACCCGACAAGCUGUCCAUGGUGAUGUACCUCUCGCAGUUCUACGAGAUGUUCAAGGACGCGCUCUCCUCCAGUGAUGCCUUGAACCUGAAUGCUGAGGAGAAAGCAGUGCUGAUAGCCAGCACCAAAUCCCCCAUCUCCUUCCUGAGCAAACUUGGGCAGACCAUCUCUCGGAAGCGCUCUCCCAAGGAUAAAAAAGAAAAGGACUUGGAUGGGGCUGGAAAGAGGAGAAAAACCAGCCAGUCAGAGGAGGAGGAAGCUCCCCGGAGUUACAAAGGCGAGAGGCCCCCCCUGGUGAGCACUCUGACGGACAGGCGGGUGGAUGCCUCCACUGGGAGCCAGAGCAAGGUGAAGUACGUGGCUACGCAGCUGCUGGCCAAGUUCGAAGAGAACGCCCCUGCUCAGUCCGCCAGUGUCAGGAGACAGGGCUCCAUAAAGAAGGAGUUCCCGCAGAACGUGGGGGGCAGUGACACGUGCUACUUCUGCCAGAAGCGGGUCUACGUGAUGGAGAGGCUGAGCGCGGAGGGCAAGUUCUUCCACCGGAGCUGCUUUAAGUGCGAGCACUGCGCCACCACCCUGCGCCUCUCCGCCUACGCCUACGACACCGAGGACGGUAAAUUCUACUGUAAGCCACACUACUGUUACCGGCUGUCCGGCUACGCGCAGAGGAAGAGGCCAGCAGUGGCUCCUCUCUCAGGAAAGGAGGCCAAGGGACCCCAGCAGGAUGGCUCCACUGCGGACACAAACGGACUGGCCAGCGCCAAAGCCAGUGCGGCGGAGAGAACUCCAGGUUCCAGUGUGAAUGGCCUGGAAGAGCCCAGCAUCGCCAAGAGGCCAAAGGGCACCCCCGAGAGGAUCGAGCUGGAGAACUACCGCCUGUCCGUGCGGCGCGCCGCAGAGCUGGAGGAGGUGCCCGAGGAGACACAGGCGGAGCACAACCUGAGCAGCGUGCUGGACAAGGCCACGGAAGAGGACGAGGCCAGCAGCAGUUCCGAGUCAGAGAUGGAGGAAGAGGAGGAGGAAGAGGCUGACCAGCCCCCCACCUCGGACCUGGGUGGCGUUCCCUGGAAGGAGGCCGUGAGGAUCCAUGCUCUUCUAAAGGGAAGGAGUGAAGAGGAGCUAGAGGCUUCCAAGAGCUUCGAGCCUGAGGAAGAGGAAGAAGAGGAAGAGUAUGAAGAAGAAGAAGAGGAAGAGGAAGAGGAAGAAUAUGAUGACGAGGAGGGAGAAUCCAGUGAAGCUGGGAACCACAGGCUACAGCAGAUCGUAAAUGCAGAGGAUCCCUUGGCGAUCCAGGCUGAUGUGCACUGGACACACAUCUGUGAGAGAGAGACAGAGGAGAGGAUGGGCCCAACCUCUGAGUCCUCCACUUCUAGAGCUCCUCCAGAUGAGAAUGACCUGGAAGAAGGUGUGGACUCAGAGCCAGCAGAGACGGAAGGGGAGGCCGUGGAGGACGGGGACCCUGGCGAUACUGGUGCUGAGCUGGAUGAUCAGCGCUGGUCUGACGACAUCCCCUCCGAAGCUGAAACAGAGCUCCGCCUGCAACGCCAGGCUGACGUGGAAGCAGAACUAGAGCUGAGGGUGUCAGAAAAUGAGGACGAGCAACCGCCCACCGUACCGGAACAGCAGGAGAAAGGUCCCUCCCAAGCUUCCAGCCCUGUCCGGUCCCCUCGGGAGCAAGCUGCUCUGUUCUCCCCGGCCCACAGCCCUGCCGCACAGGAGACCCGGCUGCCCCUUUCCUCUGUCACCGCGCUGAGAUCCCCCGAGGAGCACCCCUUCCCCGGUCCUCUGCACCUCAGAGAGAGGCUCAGAGCCGAAGCCCCGUCCCAUCGGCAAGCCGCAUACUCUCCGGUUCGGUCGCAGCCCGUGGCACUGCCAGAAGCCAGGACUCCUACCUCACCAGCCAGCCUGCAGCUCGAGACCCCGCUGACCCCGUCCUCGCCCCCCUGCACCCGGCUUCCCAUCUGCUCCCAGCCGCAGCCUUCCCCUUGCGCCGAGGCCACCGCCGUCCCGUCCCCCACCGAGUCCCCCAUCCGCUUCCAGCCGGUUCCCGCCAAAGCGUCCACGCCGCUGCUGCCCCCCGCGGAGGAGACCGUGAAGCGGGGGGACCUCGUGGAGGAGUUCUGGAUGAAGAGCGCCGAGAUCCGCCGCAGCCUCGGGCUCGCCCCGGUGCAGCGGAGCAAGGGCCCCGAGGCCGGCCUCCGUGCCCCCGCCCCCACGUCCGAGGGGCUGCGCCUUGCCGAGCCCCCUCCGGCCCCUAAGAGGCCCGGCCUGACCAGGUCAGCGGCUGACCCGCCUCCCCCGCCCGCGCCGCAGUCCCCCUGCGAUCGCGAUCGCGACCCGCUGCGCGCCGGCCCGGAGGAGCGCCGGGAGCUGUCCAGCAGCUCGGGCCUGGGCCUCCAGGGCAGCUCCUCCACCACCAAGACCCUGGGCAGCCAGAGCUUCAACACCUCGGACUCCACCAUGCUCACGCCGCCUUCCAGCCCGCCCCCGCCGCCGCCCGACGAGGAGCCCGCCACCCUGCGGAGGAAGCCCGCCUCCCCCGCGGUCCCGGCCCCGGCCCCGGCCGUCCCCCUGCGGCCCCGAGAGCCAGGCCGCGCGCCCGCGCAGGAGGAGGUGCGCAAGUCGUUCGUGGAGAGCGUGGACGAGAUCCCCUUCGCGGACGAUGUGGAGGACACCUACGACGACAAGACGGAGGAGGACUCGAGCGCGCACGAGAAGUUCUUCACGCCCCCGUCCUGCUGGUCCCGUGGCGAGAAGCCGCUGGCCAGGGAGAACGGGCAGCCACCGCCGCUGCUGGAGCGAGGGGUGCAGCCCCCGAGAAGGGCACUGCCCCUGGUCUCCGCAGAGGCCAAGGAGCUGGCGGAGGAGCGCAUGCGGGCCCGGGAGAAGUCGGUGAAGAGCCAGGCGCUCAGGGAUGCCAUGGCCAGGCAGCUGAGUCGGAUGCAGGCCAUGGAGCUCGCCUCCACGGCCUCCAGGUCCCAUGUAGGGCACCUGGCACCCUCCCGGGGCAAGGAACUGGGGCCCCAGGCCUCCAGACAGCCAGGCCUCCGAGGUCCCCAGGUGUCUACUUUGAAACAUGAAGCCACCAGCGAGGAGGUGCCCUCCCCUCCUUCUGACUCCGGGGGUCCCGAUGGCUCCGUCACCUCCUCUGAGGGCUCCAGUGGGAAGAGCAAGAAGAAGUCGUCCCUCUUCUCCCCGCGCAGAAACAGAAAAGAGAAAAAAUCCAAGGGGGAGGGCCGGCCCGCAGACAGACCUGGCCAGGGCCCGCCCGAGGAAGCCACCGCUAAGCCCAAGUCUCUCUGGAAGUCGGUCUUCUCUGGGUACAAGAAGGACAAAAAGAAAAAGGGCGACGCAAGGUCCUGUUCCAGCACCCCAUCCAGCGGCACCACUGUGAACUCGGGCCCCAACAGGGCAUCUCCAGUCGUGAGAGCAGAGCUGCAGCUCCGGCGACAGCUGAGUUUCUCAGAGGACUCAGACCUGUCCAGCGAUGACAUCCUUGAGAGGUCCUCCCAGAAGUCCAGGCGAGAGCCCAGAACCUACACGGAGGAGGAGCUGAGUGCCAAGCUGACACGGCGCGUGCAGAAGGCAGCGCGGAGACAGGCCAAGCAGGAGGAGCUGAAGCGGCUGCACCGCGCUCAGAUCAUCCAACGGCAGCUGGAACAGGUGGAGGAGAAGCAGAGGCAGCUGGAGGAGAGGGGUGUCGCAGUAGAGAAGGCUCUUCGAGGCGAAGCAGGCAUGGGCAAGAAGGAUGACCCCAAGCUGAUGCAGGAAUGGUUCAAGCUGGUGCAGGAGAAAAACGCCAUGGUGCGCUACGAGUCGGAACUGAUGAUUUUUGCCCGGGAGCUGGAGCUGGAAGACCGGCAAAGCCGGCUACAGCAGGAGCUACGGGAGCGCAUGGCCGUGGAAGAUCACCUGAAAACCGAGGAGGAGCUGUCCGAGGAGAAGAAGAUCCUCAACGAGAUGCUGGAGGUGGUAGAGCAGAGAGACUCCCUGGUGGCCUUGCUAGAGGAGCAGCGGCUCCGAGAGAGAGAGGAGGACAAAGAUCUAGAGGCUGCCAUGUUGUGCAAGGGCUUCAGCUUAGACUGGUCCUGAGCCCUGCUGCCCACGCAGUUGGUAGACUGGCACCUGCCUGACCCAGCUGCAGUCUCCCAAACCACUGGAUCCAGCCUCCAAGGAAGCCUGGUGCCCCCGGAGUCUGCCCAGGUGAAGGUGAUCACGUGAGGACAUCAGCUCCUGGGAAGAGGCCGCCUGGACUUGCCACUCCGAAGGGAGGAAACAUGGUGUGUGUGAUAUAUGCCUGAGGAAAACCCCUGGAGGCCCUGCCUUCCUCCAGUAUGUGAGCCACUAGCUCCCUUCAGAGCCACCCAGAGCGCCUGCGGGGCAGGGCAGACCUGAAGCACCACCAAAGAAAGGGCACCAGCACCCCAAAAGCAGGCUGUGGGUGGAGACCCAGGAGAGGCAGCCCCAGUCAGGGUGAUACCCACCUGCCCCAGCGCCACAGGGGAGGCACAGUGGUAGGCAGGCUCCAAAUCAUUAUGCAAGGUCAAAGGACACAGAAGGGGUCUGUCCCCUACCCAGCCCCAUACCACACACUGGACUCCCCCACCCCCCCACAGUGGCCAUAUGCCCCAGGCCUCUUACUGGCAAUAGUCUGAGGUCCGUGGAUUGCUGCAUUUUGCUUUUAGUUCACAACCAUGUUGACACUGGAAAGUAUUGACUUUGGGAGAACUGGGGGUGAGGGGGGGUCACUACAUGUCAAGCCCUCCAUUGACAGACAGGCACCAUUCCUGAUGGAUGCCCACAAGCAAGAUGACCUUCGUUGGUGUUUUCCUGUGUUUGCACAUUGAAACAAAGCUGACAACCUGGCCAGACACUCAAGCCACUUCAGACCCUUUUUGUCAAUUAACUUAUUUUUUUAAUACUUGAAAAGAAGCAACUUCAUUUUUAUACCUUUACUAGAGACACUGAUUACCUGUGUGUAGGCAUGACCGAGAGACCUGUUUAGCCCACGCACGCGGCGGAGGCAGAACAGCCCGGGACUUGCUCCGUGCAUCUGCUCAUUAGCCCUUCUUCGUGUCACUGACCUGUCAGCACCGGGAGCUGCUGGGGGCCCCGUGGGUCUGUGUGCCCAUUUUCCUUCCCCUGUUCUGUCGGCUCCUCCUCCACCCAGCACCCUAGCCCCACUGACCCUAGGCUUCCAUGGCAGAAUCGUCCCUUGGCAAGGAUGAAUUUCAACAUUUCAGGAAGCCAGGCCAGGAAGCAGACAGGCUGUUUCGGUCUCCCGCCUGUGGGAUCUUGGCUCUGUAGAACCCAUCUUGCUCUCCGUUUUGUUGCCGGGGUUUCAUCUCCUUGCACACGUGUGUUAAAAGAAAGGCUGAGGGUGGGUCAUCUUCUGACUGGCUUCUGUGUGGAGUAUGCCCUCGUCAGGCAGGCUGAUGAGAAUGCCUCAGUCCAGCCAGAUAGGCAUGUGCUAACCUUUUCCCAGUCCAGGAGCAAAUCCACUCUCUCCCUUCACCUGUACUAGGAUCUUCCUGGCUCAGCCUGGACUGGUUAACACCAUAAAACAAGCUCCACAGGCCAAACUUCAUCUCUUGUGGUUUAGCCAGAGCUCUCUGUCAUGGAAGCCGGGGUGCUUGUCUAUCACAAGAAACAGCACAUGGACCAGUCAGUGCCAGACCACCUUAGGCAGAGCAUGCCAGCCAAGGCUGGUGGGAAGGGCCAGUGCAGAGAACAGACCGUCUCUGGCUCAAGGCUCCUGAGGGUGAGACAGCCGAGGGCCCACGCAUGCUAACCCUGGACUUCCCAUGGGAACCACACUGUGCCUCAACUUGAACAUUCAUCCUGCCACACAGGACAAAGAAACUGUCUUACUCUUCACUCUGUGCAAAAGCUGCCAUCUCCUGUGGAAAUCCAGAGGCCUUGCCCGCAACCAGCAAGCUCUAACGUCUUCACCUCCUAGUUUCUGACGUGGCAGCCUCGACAUUUCUCUUCCUCUCCUUCUACCAGGGGAAGAGGACGGUGUUCUGGAUUCCAUCUUCAGUUGCAAUCUGCCAGCCAAACUGGACUUUGGACAGGACCUUCACUGCUCACGUGGCCUUCUCCUGUCUUCUCCGAUGCCACUGGCAUGCCCCGGCAGCACUGCCUGCUUCCCUGUCACUCCUGUGAACCCAGAACGAGGAAGCCAUUUCCAAAGUGACCCGUCAGCUACGCGGGGUUGUACUGUAUUUCAAGUGGCCUCACAGAGCAGAAACACCGCCUCUGUCCUGGUCAGCCAUGACAUCAUUGCAUCCUUCCAAAGCACAUGCUGCUCCCUGCAGUCGCUGGAGAGGGGACAGAAGACUGUGCAGAAAGGCCUCAGAAAUCCACCAGCCUGGGAACAUCCCCCAGCUCUGCAUCCCUGACAGUGAGGGCUUCAAGUUCUCACACGGCACUUCUUUUUAAGCUCCCGAGUUUGUAACCACUAGUUCGCAGUUGACUUUAGUAAUGUGGGCACUUGGUACAUGAAAUGUUUCCUUCCCUGAAAAUGCAUGCAGCUCCAGUCAGAUGUCCUCCCCAAGAAUUCCGUCUUCCCUUGAAGACAGGGAAGCAGGGAUGUAUACACUUCACGCCCACAUAGGAUGCCAAAGUUCUUUCCAGUGAGUCCAAGCACACGUGUCAGGCAGAACAGGGCUUCCCGGCUCUGCAUCCCAGAAGGCAGAAGGCGGCCUCCACGCUCCCGAGUCUGAGGCUGCCGCGGAGCUCCACGGGGAAUUCUAACACUGCUCAGUUAGUGUCACUGGGUCCUCGUCCCCCAAGAGCCAUCCUCUAGCUGAUUUGGACCAGCAACAGAAGGCUGUUCUUAACCCUUCCUCUCCCCCAAAAAAAGUUUCAGUGGAGCAAGAAAGAGUAAGGGGUAAAAAUGUCAGGGACUGGGGGUACAGCUUAGUGGUAGACUGUGUUUAUCACUCAUGACGCCCUAGUUUCAAUGCCCAACACCACACACAAAAAAAAGUUUUUUUGAAGGGUGGUUACAUCUGACCAACAAAUGGAAAUGGUAUGUUUUAUGCGCAAUAAAAGUUUUUAAAAGAAA
Molecule: messenger RNA, 9082 nt
Organism: Jaculus jaculus (lesser Egyptian jerboa)
Lineage: Eukaryota; Metazoa; Chordata; Mammalia; Rodentia; Dipodidae
Gene: Mical3
Product: microtubule associated monooxygenase, calponin and LIM domain containing 3
Exons: 32
Coding region: 184-6105 (1973 amino acids)
Molecular function (GO): protein binding; FAD binding
Source: RefSeq, a predicted model, not a curated record